AUGGCGCUUCUUUCACUCCCAGCGACCCCCUCCACGAUGGAUGCAUCUGCCGUCACGAAGUCUUUGCGCGUGGAUGCAAAGCGUGGCCUUUCUGCAGACGAGGUGGAGGAGCGACGUCGACAAUUUGGUAGUAAUGAACUUCCCACGAAGCCGUCAACUCCUUUUUGGAAGUUGAUCCUGGCGCAGUUUGAGGACACGCUUGUUCGUAUUCUUCUUUUUGCGGCCAUGACAAGUUUCGUUAUGGCAUUAUUUGAGAAGAACGCCGGGGAUUUUGUAGAGCCAUUCAUCAUCCUCCUCAUUCUUGUGCUAAACGCAACGGUGGGUGUCUGGCAGGAAAACCGGGCGGAGAGUGCGAUUGAGGCACUCAAGUCAUUUGUUCCGAAAACUGCCGUCGUGCUACGCGAAGGCAAGCUGGUCACUGUGGGGGCAGAAGAUCUGGUGCCUGGAGAUAUAGUAGAAGUAUCGGUAGGGAACCGUGUUCCUGCGGACAUGCGUGUGCUAGAGUUGCACAGUACUACAUUGCGUGCCGAUCAGGCGAUUCUUAAUGGUGAGUCUGUGGAGGCAAUCAAAGAGGCAGAUGCCGCAAUUGGCCAUCAAGAUCGCUUUCCUUCAAGUAUGGUCUACAGUGGAACGUCUAUUGUAUACGGCAAGGCACAAUGUGUUGUGGUGCGCACCGGCGCCUUCACCGAAAUCGGCUCCAUUGAACGGGAUGUGCGGGAGCAGGAAGAGGUGAAGACACCACUGCAGAUAAAAUUGGAUGAAUUUGGCAUGCUGCUUUCCAAAGUGAUUGGUUACAUCUGCUUAGCCGUAUUUGUGAUCAAUAUGGUGCGCUGGUACUCGGUACACACACCGACGCCAGAUGAGCCAUGGUAUGAGCGCUUUAUUGCGCCGGCAAUCCACUGCCUUAAAGUGGCGAUUGCGCUUGCCGUUGCCGCCAUUCCAGAGGGCCUUCCGGCCGUCGUGACAACGUGUCUGGCGCUUGGCACACGACGAAUGGCACGGCACAACGCGUUGGUCCGAGACCUUCCAAGCGUUGAAACCUUGGGCCGGUGCACGGUCAUUUGCUCCGACAAAACAGGAACCUUGACAACAAACAUGAUGUCCGUGAUGGAGAUCUUUACGCUGGGUGUGGACGGUAAUCCAAGGGAGUAUGAACUGAAGGACUCGAGGUUCAACGUCAUGCCAAAUGUCGUGACAUGUGGGGGCAAACCCGUGACAUCGGCUUUGGAAACGGACGGUGCCCUCAGUAUGUUGACUAACAUCGCCGUUCUCUGCAAUGAUGCCUCAUUGCAUUACAACACAAAGAAUGGUCAGGUAGAGAAAAUAGGCGAGGCGACGGAGGCGGCACUACUUGUAAUGAGCGAAAAACUUGCCCACGCCACCGAUCCCGCUGCAGUCUGUGCCUUUCGCAAACUGGCUGAACAAAAAUGGAAAAAGAACACCACUUUGGAGUUUACGCGUCAGCGCAAGUCCAUGAGUGUACAUGCCACAUCUACUGCAGGGGCUAAAUUAAACAGUUUAUUUGUAAAAGGAGCCCCAGAGGAGGUUCUGCGACGCUCGACGCAUGUGAUGCAAGUUGACGGGGUUGUUAUUCCUCUGAAUGAUGCACUACGCUCACGUAUCAUAGCGAAAAUUGAUGCCAUGUCAGGAAGUGAACAUGCACUUCGCUGCAUUGGAUUUGCUUUUAAGUCCACACAGCCUGUGCGAGAGUUGAAACUGAGCGACCCGUCUACAUUUGAGCAGAUUGAAUCAGAUCUCACAUUUGUCGGUGCAUGUGGCAUGCUUGACCCCCCACGUGCGGAAGUUCGGGAGGCCAUUGACAACUGCCGCACUGCUGGCAUCCGGGUGGUGGUGAUCACGGGUGAUCGCAAGGAGACAGCAGAGGCAAUCUGCAGGAAACUUGGUUUACUGCUUAAGACUGAGACGUCAGGGUUAAGUUACACGGGAGCUGAAUUCGAUGCGAUGAACCCUGCAGAAAAGCGAAAGGCGGUGAUGUCGGCCGUCCUUUUUAGUCGCACCGAUCCCUCUCAUAAGAUGCAGCUGGUGAAGUUAUUACAGGAGCAGAAACUUAUUUGUGCCAUGACGGGUGAUGGCGUGAAUGACGCACCGGCACUAAAGAAGGCGGAUAUUGGCAUUGCCAUGGGGAGUGGCACACAAGUGGCAAAGGCUGCAAGUAAGAUGGUUUUGGCGGAUGACAACUUUGCAACUGUUGUAAAGGCAGUAGGGGAGGGUCGUGCCAUCUUCAACAACACAAAACAGUUUAUCCGCUACCUUAUCAGCAGUAACAUUGGUGAGGUGGCAUGUAUUCUAUUGACAGGACUCUGUGGUCUACCGGAGGCCUUGUCACCGGUCCAGCUGCUGUGGGUAAAUCUCGUGACGGACGGUCUUCCGGCUACCGCUCUCGGCUUCAAUGCCCCCGAUGAGGACAUCAUGCAACAACCCCCACGACAUGUGGAUGAGCCCAUUGUGAAUGGGUGGAUGUUCCUACGCUACAUGGUGAUUGGUGUCUACGUUGGCCUUGCCACCAUCGGCGGGUUCUUGUGGUGGUUCCUCAGCCACGGCUUUAACUGGAAGGAUCUCACCACCUACGCGGCCUGCACAGACAUGCAGGAUGCAAAAUGUGCCAUCCUCGCUGACCCGGAGACGGCGCGUGCCAUCGCGUUGUCGAUUCUUGUCCUGGUGGAGAUGUUGAAUGCCCUGAACGCACUGAGUGAGAAUGCCUCCCUUAUCACAGCACGGCCGUCCAGCAACAUUUGGUUGCUGCUCGCCAUCUUUUCUUCGCUUGCGUUGCACCUGAUGAUUAUGUACGUACCGUUUCUGGCGGCUCUUUUUAACAUCGCCCCCCUCGGCGUUGACCCUCUCAUUGUGAAGGAGGCACAACCAUUUAGUGUUUUGGUGCCGUCUAACUUUGAUGAUUGGAAGGCGGUGAUUGUCUUUAGUGUGCCGGUGAUUUUUAUCGACGAGCUGCUCAAAUACAUCACGCGGCACAUGCAAGCAAGUCGGAAUAAAAAAAACAACUGA
Molecule: messenger RNA, 3021 nt
Organism: Trypanosoma cruzi
Lineage: Eukaryota; Euglenozoa; Kinetoplastea; Trypanosomatida; Trypanosomatidae
Product: calcium-translocating P-type ATPase, putative
Exons: 1
Coding region: 1-3021 (1006 amino acids)
Biological process (GO): calcium ion transmembrane transport; intracellular calcium ion homeostasis
Cellular component (GO): membrane; endoplasmic reticulum
Molecular function (GO): P-type calcium transporter activity; ATP hydrolysis activity; ATP binding
Source: RefSeq, a predicted model, not a curated record